Messenger RNA from Sinocyclocheilus rhinocerous, 470 nucleotides. Its product is annotated as delta(3,5)-Delta(2,4)-dienoyl-CoA isomerase, mitochondrial-like. The record is from RefSeq and is a predicted model, not a curated record. The transcript is spliced from 3 exons. The coding region runs from base 144 to 470 and encodes 108 amino acids. Gene Ontology annotation, cellular component: mitochondrion. NCBI's taxonomy places the organism in Eukaryota, Metazoa, Chordata, Actinopteri, Cypriniformes, Cyprinidae. Gene Ontology annotation, molecular function: delta(3,5)-delta(2,4)-dienoyl-CoA isomerase activity.
GUCAGAUAUUAAACGUGCUUUCGUUUUAUUGUGACGAUUACCGCUUAAACAUAUAAACCACCUUUUUGAAGUGAUUUUUGUGAUAGUCUUAAUAAACAGGUCUCCGCCUCUGUGAUUUUGAAUAUAUUGGUCAAAGGGCACCAAUGGCGUAUGCGUUGAGAUCUGCGUUCAGAAAACAGGUUCUGUUGAUACCGUUCCUGAACGCUGUUAGAGGAAUGUCUUCAUCAGGAGGACCGACACCCCCCUUCACAACCCUGUCAGUCACCCGGCCAGCUGAGCCCAUCACUCACGUCGAGUUCUGCCGCCCGGAGAAACGCAAUGCAAUGAACAAGGCAUACUGGCUUGAAAUGGUUGACUGCUUCAGUCAGAUAGCUCAAGACUCAGAGUGUCGUGUCGUGGUUUUCUCAGGUGCUGGAAAGCUCUUCACUUCAGGUAAAGCUAUCUUACCAAAUAAAAUGACCAAAUGCUAG